AUGAACCUCAGAUCCCCAACAUCUGAUCUUCAGUUGGAGAGCAAAGGCAGCCAUAUUACGGCUAGAAAUGGAAAUUGCUUUCUAGUCAGGCAUACCCCUCAUCCCAGAAGAGUCUGCCACAUCAAAGGUUUGAAUAACAUUCCAAUCUGUACUGUGAAUGAUGAUGAUAACACAUUCAAAACCCCGGGUCCUGGCCAGUGUAACCACUCAGAGAAGGACGAGAUACCAUUCACCAAAUACAGCUACUCACCCAGCACUGCGGCCCUGGAGAGCCCUGCCAGGGUAGUGUCACUAGCCUCAAACAGUGUCAAAAUGCCCCCACGGCCUCAUUCUGAGCCCAGUAGAAAAAUCAAAGAGUGCUUCAAAACUUCCAGUGAGAAUCCCUUAGUAAUACAAAAGGAAGAAAUUAAGGUCAAAAAGCCAUCAUCACCUCCAAAGGCAUGCUCUACUGCUGGGUCCUGUUCUUCAGAGGUGAUGACUACCAAGACUGAAGUCAAAGAGAACACUGUUUGCAUACCAAACUAUCUGGAUCAGGAAAUAAAAAUCCUGGCAAAGCUCUGCAGUAUUUUACAUACUGAUUCUCUGGCAGAAGUUCUACAGUGGCUGCUUCAUGCAAGUACAAAAGAGAAAGAGUGGGUCUCAGCUUUGAUUCAUUCUGAGCUGGCUGAGAUAAACUUGUUGACUCACUGCAGAAGAAAUAGCUCAGUAAAACCAGUGGCAGAGACUGGGAAGCCACCCACAGUUAAAUCACCACCCGCAGUUAAAUCAUCCCCAAAUUCACCUGCAAAAGCAAAAGUACUGACCGGAGUUUGGGAAGGACAUCAACUGACCAGAGUGUCAAGUCAAGGAUCUGAAGGAAAUAAGGAAGAACCAAAAGAGGCUGAGCAGAAGCCCCCAUUGUUUAUAAGAAGAAGUAAUACGAAAAUACCUGUUGCAGAAUAUUUUAGCCAACCAAAGUCUCUUCCCAGGCCUAACACUCAAGAGAGCAGAUUAGCAAAACCAGUGCCAGCAAGGAGUAUACAACAAGGAUAUGGUCAUUGUCCUGAAAGAGCAUUUUAUCCAUACCAAAGGUAG
Galeopterus variegatus (Sunda flying lemur) is the source of this 1074-nucleotide messenger RNA. RefSeq names its product chromosome unknown open reading frame, human C4orf17. Lineage: Eukaryota; Metazoa; Chordata; Mammalia; Dermoptera; Cynocephalidae. Bases 1 to 1074 code for a protein of 357 amino acids. The transcript has 8 exons. The record is from RefSeq and is a predicted model, not a curated record.